This is a messenger RNA of Penicillium antarcticum, 870 nucleotides long. RefSeq lists its product as uncharacterized. Gene Ontology annotation, biological process: fatty acid metabolic process. NCBI's taxonomy places the organism in Eukaryota, Fungi, Ascomycota, Eurotiomycetes, Eurotiales, Aspergillaceae. The record is from RefSeq and is a predicted model, not a curated record. The transcript has a single exon. Gene Ontology annotation, molecular function: NAD+ binding; oxidoreductase activity, acting on the CH-OH group of donors, NAD or NADP as acceptor. The coding region runs from base 1 to 870 and encodes 289 amino acids.
AUGUCGACAGAAUACCCGCACCAAAUUGCCCUUCUGGGCCUAGGAACAAUCGGCCUCUCAAUGCUAGCAAUGCACCUCCGCCGCCCAGACACAAGGAUAACAGUCUACGACCCACGCCCAGACACGGAGAGCCAGAUCCGAAGCAGUCUCCCCUCACUCCUGCAGUCCCCAGAGUUAUCCUCGGCGUUAGAAACAAGUAUAGUCGACCACCUCUUCAAAAUCUCCCGUCUGAAACUAGCACACACCCUCCAAGAAGCAGUGACGAACGCAACCAUCAUCCAGGAACAAAGUCCCGAAGUAACUACUUCCAAGCAAGCACUCUGGAAAGAGGUUACACGUUUCGCUAAGCGGGAUGCCCAUCUCUGGAGUAGUUCUUCGGGGAUAGCUGCCUCGGCGCAGGGUGCUACCUGUGACCCGGAAGACGGGGUAAGCGAACGGUUACUCGUUGCGCAUCCGUUCAAUCCGCCGCAUAUCAUGCCUCUUGUGGAGUUAGUUCCUGGACCUGAGACUCAGGGGGAAAGGACUGAGUUUGUGAAGGGGUAUUUUGGAGGCAUUCCUGGUCCGGGUCCGGGUAAUGCUCAGUCUGCGGCGCAUUAUCGGCCCGUUACGUUGCAUAAGGAGGUUCCUGGGUUUGUGGGGAAUCGGCUUGCGUUUGCGCUGUUGAGGGAGGCUUGUUCGCUUGUUGGGGAGGGGGUGGUUUCAGCUAGGGAUCUGGAUACUAUUGUGACGGCGAGUGUGGGACCUAGAUGGGCUGGCAGUGGUGUUUUUGAGAGCUACCAUGCUGGUGGUGGGGAGGGGGGGGAUUGGAGCUUUCUUGCAGAAGCUGGAGCCGACGAUUCAGGAUGUGUGGGGGGAUUUGGGGAAGAUUGA